Molecule: messenger RNA, 3016 nt
Organism: Anopheles merus
Lineage: Eukaryota; Metazoa; Arthropoda; Insecta; Diptera; Culicidae
Product: basic proline-rich protein-like
Exons: 2
Coding region: 139-2922 (927 amino acids)
Biological process (GO): vacuolar transport; intracellular protein transport
Cellular component (GO): cytoplasm
Source: RefSeq, a predicted model, not a curated record
GAAGGAUUCUCUCAACUAGUCUCAGUUCUGUGUAGCAAGGAGUAGCUAGUGGUCUUAUGGUUUCCGUCUUCGUACGAGGAACACCGAACCGCCCAGGAGUGCAGUAGGAUUUAGCUGGACCUCGUUGCGUGCCGGAAGAUGAUGGAAAACAAGAUUGUUUUCCUGCUCUUCCUGGGGGCACUUUUAGGCGCCUCACGGGCGGAAGCUUUACCUGAUGAAAGCUUCCUUAUCACGUCGGUGAACAAGCAGAACUUGCUGAAAGCACUGCUGCAGCAAGAGUCGACCUCUUCCAAUAUUGGCCUCCGCGGAUCGGGUCAAAAGGACGAAGAUGGAUAUCAUUACGAUCGCCCACAGGAUCCGCUCUGUCUCCUAGGUGAUGGACCACACUGUCAGCAAACGAAACCUGACAACGGUUAUCUGCCGCCUUGCGCACCAGGAUCGCAAGGACCGAACUGUCAGCCAACUGCACCCAUCUGUCCCCAGGGCGGAAAUCCACCGCAUUGCUGUACAAAUGGAGGAAAUGGACCGAACUGUGUAUUGCCGGAAGUACCUCCGAUACCGCCGAUCAUAGUUCAUCCUGGCCAUACCGGAGCACCCAUCGUACAGGUACAGACCUUCGUGUACGGAGCAUGCACCAACGGUGGCUCUGGACCGUACUGCUGUACAAAUGGAGCAAACACGCCCGACUGUGUUCUGAGUGCACCUCCUAUUGUGGUUGAGGCUCCACCACAGCCACCACCAACGAGGCCACCGCCGCCCCCGCCAACGAGACCACCACCGCCACCGCCAACCACAACGAGACCUCGUCCACCGCCAACGACGAGACCUCCGCCGCCACCGACCACUACAAGGCCUCGACCGCCACCAACGACGAGACCUCCGCCACCGCCAACCACUACUCGCCCAAGACCUCCACCUACUACGACUCGUCCUAAGCCUCCACCUACUACCACUCGUCCUAGACCUCCACCGACGACCACGAGGCCACGUCCUCCGCCAACUACUACACGUCCAAAGCCACCGCCAACGACGACCAGGCCACGACCACCGCCAACUACCACUCGUCCAAAGCCGCCGCCGACGACUACGAGGCCACGCCCUCCUCCAACUACCACUCGUCCGAAGCCUCCGCCAACGACGACAAGGCCACGACCUCCGCCAACUACCACUCGUCCAAAGCCUCCGCCAACGACGACAAGGCCGCGACCUCCGCCAACUACAACUCGUCCAAAGCCACCGCCAACGACGACCAGGCCACGACCUCCGCCAACGACCACUCGUCCGAAGCCACCGCCAACCACAACAAGGCCACGACCUCCACCAACGACCACUCGUCCGAAGCCACCGCCAACCACAACAAGGCCACGACCUCCACCAACGACCACUCGUCCGAAGCCUCCGCCAACGACGACCAGGCCACGACCACCACCAACUACAACUCGUCCAAAGCCACCGCCAACGACGACCAGGCCACGUCCUCCACCAACGACCACUCGUCCAAAGCCACCGCCAACGACGACAAGGCCGCGACCUCCGCCUACGACGACUCGUCCGAGACCUCCGCCAACUACAACUCGUCCUAAGCCACCACCUACAACAACCCGCCCAAGACCUCCUCCAACUACAACUCGUCCUAAGCCACCGCCGACAACGACGCGUCCUAAGCCACCGCCGACGACGACGCGUCCCAAGCCUCCGCCAACUACUACCCGACCAAAACCGCCACCAACGACAACGAGACCAAGACCACCGCCAACCACGACACGGCCAAGACCGCCACCGCCUCCGCCACCAACACCAACUCCUGCAUAUCCAAUCAUACCUGUGACCCAACCACCGGUAGUGUACCUCGGAUGCCCGAAUGGAGGUGUUGGUCCUUACUGCUGCACGAACGGAGGAAUCGGCCCGAACUGCGACGUACCACAGGGACCACCGUAUCAAUCGUGCGACAACGGCGGUCAACCACCGUUCUGCUGUACCAACGGAGGUGUUGGUCCGUACUGCGUGGAGAUUCAGCAAGCAAUCGAAGUCCGUCCACCGACGACUAUCGUUUACACGGAACCGGUUUACCAACCGAUAGGGCCAGUUGUAGUGCCUCAGGGAAUCCGCCCUGGACAGGCUCCUCUGCCAACGCAGCCACAGCAGGUCCAGUACCAACCAUAUCAACCGCAGAUCCAGUACCAACCACAACAGCCACAGUUCCAGUAUCAACCGAUUCAGCCGCAGCAGCCACAGAUCCAGUACCAGCAGCAGCAGCAGCCACAGAGCCAGUACCAACCACAGCGCCCAAUUAAUACACCUAGCUACGGUUAUCAGCCUCAGGUAACCAUAGUGCCUAGCUCUACACCUGCACCAUUCUUUGCCGGGUCAAGCGCACAGACCGGUAGCGUCUUUGGACAGUCAUCUGCGAAUGAUUUUGUUCAAGCCAUAACGCCACGUCCGGCCGCUCCUGCCGCUCCAAGACCCCAGGCACAGCAGCAGGCAGCCCGACCACAGGCUACACCAGCACCAGCUAGACAACAACCUUCUGCACGGCCACAGGCUUCUCCAGCACCAGCAAGACAACAACCUUCGGCACGACCACAGGCUUCUCCAGCACCAGCAAGACAACCUUCGGCACGACCACAGGCUUCUCCUGCACCGGCAAGACAACAACCUUCUUCACGACCACAGGCUUCUCCGGCGCCAGCAAGACAACAACCUUCGGCACGACCACAGGCUUCUCCGGCACCGGCAAGACAACAACCUUCGGCACGACCACAGGCAGCUUCGCCACAGCGACAGACUGGUGGCUUCAAUAACGAUUUCUCCAACAAGGCUCCAGUGAGACCAGCGUCGGUGGCAGGAGCAGGACAAUGUGAAGGUUCGAACUGUGAGCACGGCUUCUACUACAAACUCGGUGAUCAGGCGGUCAUAUUUUAGGGAUUAGGAAAACAUUCACGUAUGAUGUAAGAGAUAUUGGUUUAUGUACAUAAAUAAAUGGUGGUUCCGCCGUGCCCGAUGGAACAAAUAAUAA